GUCGGCAGUUGAAGGAGUGAAGGAGGCAAAUGUCAGCAAAAAAAAAAAAAAACGACGGCAGACACAAACUGAGGACAUUCUAGGCAAAAAAUACGCUUAACUUCCAUCAAACAGACCUGGAUUUCUUCAAUUUUCUUAACGUCAACAAAAGAAAAGACGUCUUCCGGUGAAAUUCUGCCUUAAAUCUCAGGAAUAAGCGAUGUUAAGUCAUCGUUUUACCUCCUGAUCAGUGCUUCUGAAACGGGGUAUGGCUCCAGCCCUAACCAAAAUCCUGAAAGAUGGCCAUGGGAUCCACUUGUCCUCUCCUGCCUCAGAUGGGAGAGUCAUGGAACUGGAUCCAACAGAUGACCUGAACCUCCAGAAGAUGUUGCUGAACCUGCCUGCAUUCCCCUCUCUGGAUUCCUAUCUCCAUUUGAACCCCCUGGACCUCCCUUCCAACACCGAGGUUUCUUCAGAUCUACAGCCAUGUGCCAGCCAGUGUGAGCUGCCGGUCCUCCCCAGGCCAGGUUCUCUACUCAUGAUCUGCAAUAAAGGCCUGAGAGAUUCUCAUCAGGUGGCAUCCAUGUUCCCAGGUGUACCCGACAUGUUUUUAGUCCCUGUUCCUGAGCACAAUAGCCAAGAGGCUUGUUUGCUGCGUGGACACACUGCUGCUUUUCAAUGUGAACCAGAUGGUGGUGAUGUGCAUCAGUCCCUCCCUACUCUCUCAGCUAUCUCUGUUCCGUAUGCUCAAGGGGAUUUGAAAUCAUCUUCUUUCUUUGCACCUUCAUCGAUGUCUAUCCAGGAAACCCCAGCUCCUAUGCACAUGUUGGAGUGUGAUCAGCUGGUACCUAGUGCUGUACUCGAGGGGAAGCUGUCCAGACAGGCAGGACUGCAGAACCGAGCUUGGACGCUACAGAGGAGACUGCAGAUCCUGCUAGGAGAACAUGCUUUGCUUCACUGCACCCAGCAGCUGCAGGGGCUGAAGAGACACUGUUGCAAUGGAGGUGUACUUUUUGACUCCAUUCCUGCUGGGGUACCGCUCUCACAGGUGGGCAAUAAACACCACUAUCCUUGGCUGGAAAACCUGCCUUCCUUCACGGAGCUUGAAAAGUUCGCCCAGUCCAGCCACGCAGUGCUCGGACGCCUGCAGGAGGCCUUGGACUCCGAGGCCACGGCCAGCAGCAGCUCAGACGAGGAGCUGGAGGACUUCAAGACCAGAGAAACCAAGGCCUCAACUAUCUGUGAGAGGCGUUGGCUGGAGGAAAGAGCUGAGCUGGGCAGCAGAUGGAGCUGGUUGCAGCUGCGUUUGGCGGAGCUGGACGGGAGGAUACAACAGCUGGGGGAGCUCCACAAGCACCUUCGCUCCACCAAGGGUGGUGUGGUGCUCGCUGAGUCUCAGCCAAUGACUGACAGGCAGAUUCAGCAGACGUUGCUGAAGGAAAUGGCAUGGUUAUCCUGCACACCCCUGGAUGCUGACAGUGAACCCUGCAGCCCAACACGCCUUCUCCACAACAUCGAGAGACAGAGUGCUCAGCUCAGCGAGAUUGUCAACAGUCUCAUGCUCCCUCUGAACUUUUCACCGCUUUCAAAACAACCAGACACUUGGAAAGGCAAGAGAGGCUUCAAUAGAGGUCACACAGAAGUGGAGGAUGUUGGACUUGGGAGCUCUAAGAGGAGGAAGUUUGGGGCAAGAAGGCAGCAGCUCCUCAAAGCCGCUGCGUCUUGCGUCUGUGCCCGUACCCGACCCCUGGUGACCUACCACAAACCCAAACUGUUCAGGUUUAACGCCUGCAGAGCAAAGAGCUCAGAGAGAAGCACAUCCAUCCACUCAUCUCUCAUCUCAUCACCGUCAUCAUCUUCCUGCUCACGUUGUUUCUCUUGUAACCCCGUGGCGCCAUGCUCCAAUCUGGACUGCAGCUCCAGCAGGACCCUGCCCUCCAGGACUCCCAGCUCAACACCUCACCAUGUGGUGUUUCCUUUGUCUGUCAUUCCACAGUGCAGUCACUUCAACAAAGUCCCAGCCAGGGAAACAUGGUCUCAGAUACCUCUGGUUAUUAACACCCAACCGCUGAGGUCUGGACAUUACAGCAGAUACAGCCCCACGCCCCUGCACAACAGCCACAAAUACAAGCAGCAUGCGCGUCCCCAUGAAAAUAGAGUUCUGGGUCCGUCACCCAUCAGGCUGUUGGGCUCGGCUCAGAGUCAACACAGGAAAGCAUAUCAGAGGAAAAGGAAGAGGAGACGCAUUCACAGGCUGAUGGGAGAUGAUGAUGAUGACGUCUCAUAUUGUGACCCAGAGGACAGUUCAGAUGAAGUACUGGAGGAGAGCUACACACCAGCCUCAAAAAAGCAGGCCUCACAGGGCUCUGUUCGCAGACGUCAGGGACAGAACAUGUUCAAUAUCAACAACGUUGUCAUCCCCAUGUCACUGACUAAAGUAGAGAAGCUGCAAUACAAAGAUAUCCUCACACCCAGCUGGCGAGUUGUUGACACCCAAUUUCUUGUGAGAACUGAAGCAGAGAUAGAUGAGGACAAGGACGAGCAGGUAGAGAUUGUCACUGACGAAGUCUUUGCUCAGAGACAUCUAGCUUUGGAGCAGAAAGAGAAAAGGCGUUGGCCUUUCUGGGGAAAGAGAAAAGGCUGCAGGCAUCCUACAAGAUCUGGCAGCAGGUUGUCAGGCAGUGGGGGUGGGAUGUGCACAUCAGGCGAGGAAAGCUCUGUGGAGUGGAGUUGUGCUCAGCUGGAUCCUGAUGAGCAGCCAAGCUCUGAGGAAUGUUUGCCUCAAGCCCCCUGGGAGCCACGAGUGUUUCCCUUAAAUGACGAUGAGGAGCAGCUCCUCCUGUCUGAAGAAAAAACUCCAGAUCGUAUUUCUACCUCCUCUUCAUCAAAGAACUUCAACUUCCAUCUCUCAACACCUCAGUCAUCUGGCGCCACACCGCCCUCUGGUGGACAAACCAACGGCAGCUGAGGAAGCAGUGCCUUGUCUCUUACAUAUCCCCUUAAAUGUUUGGGACCAUGAAGAGAAAAAUCUGUCCUGGAAAUCCUAAUACAAAUACUUCCAUUCCAUGAGUAUGACGUUUUUAAUAUUAUUAGUCUUAUUACUGAGCAGAAGUGUAUAUAUUUGAGAUUAUUAUAUGUUAUUACGUUGUGUCACAAUAGUUAUAACAGACUACUGUAGCUCCUGCAACACUUUCAGGUUUUACUGUACGAGAGGUACUACUGUACGUUCAGAAAUACACACCAGCGCAACCCUGUUAUCGUCUCAGGAAUGUGUAAUAUUUACAGUCUCCAUGUUAUAUUUAUUUCCAGUUGUACACAAAAGCCUGUAUAGAAAAACUUCAGAAUAUAUAUGUAAUCUUUAUUUUAUUUACUUGUGCUGUCUCUUAGCUUUUUGUAUGUUGCCAUUUGUGUUUAUAUUUUUAUUACAAAUUGCAUUUUAUUAUAUUAAACAUA
This is a messenger RNA of Sphaeramia orbicularis (orbiculate cardinalfish), 3432 nucleotides long. RefSeq names its product KAT8 regulatory NSL complex subunit 1-like (gene kansl1l). The transcript has 17 exons. Gene Ontology annotation, molecular function: histone acetyltransferase binding. Gene Ontology annotation, cellular component: NSL complex. NCBI's taxonomy places the organism in Eukaryota, Metazoa, Chordata, Actinopteri, Kurtiformes, Apogonidae. The record is from RefSeq and is a predicted model, not a curated record. The coding region runs from base 248 to 2947 and encodes 899 amino acids.